This is a messenger RNA of Pecten maximus, 1035 nucleotides long. RefSeq lists its product as uncharacterized. The record is from RefSeq and is a predicted model, not a curated record. Lineage: Eukaryota; Metazoa; Mollusca; Bivalvia; Pectinida; Pectinidae. Bases 82 to 837 code for a protein of 251 amino acids. Gene Ontology annotation, molecular function: protein binding. The transcript is spliced from 4 exons.
GUUUAUUUUCGGCUGAUUGUGUAAUGUACACAUCAUCAACCUAUCUACAAGGGAACGCUCAACAUUAGCCUGUCACCGAAGAUGACGGAUUCCAUACUGUUGCUUGUUACCUCCGGAAGUAACAAGAAAACUACAUUUCGGAUCCACAAGGAUGCAUCUGUUGAAGAUCUGAUGAGAAAGAUCGCGGAUUGGAAUGGCAUUGACCCUAAAAGCCAGGGUGUGUUGUUCGCCGGAAAGGAGUUGGCAUCAGAGAAAAAAGGGAAGAAAAUGUACAUUUCGGAUUACAAGCUACUGGAUCGCUCCGAGCUCUUUGUGGUGUUCAAGCUUCCAGGAGGAAAUGACCCAGAACCACCGAAAACUCUAGACGAUGACGUAGAGCUUAGCGACGCCCCAGAUAUGAUCACGUGGGAUGACGAUCCCGACAACAAACGCGCCAAAAUGCCGUGUGGACAUGCAAUAAGUCCAGAGUCCCUCACGGCGUACUGUCGGAGUCUGUUGACGGCGGGUAAGUUCCAGUUUUACUGUCCGUAUAUUGACCAGGAUAAUGGCACGUACUGCGGUCAGCCCUGGGAGUACUUCAUUGUUCGGAGACUUGCAGUUCUCACGGAGGAAGAGAAGACGGAAUUUGAGACGAAAAUGUCACAGAACUACAUGAGGAAAUCCGCCGGGAUACAAGAAUGUCCUCAGUGUUCUGUGUUCUGCAUGAGGGUCAACUCUAAAGAUCGGCGAGUGGUAUGUUUGUCCUGUAGUAAGGGAACCAGGUACGAGUUCUGUUGGUACUGCCUUGGUGACUGGAAGACCUUCAACACGACCAAACUGUGGGAACACGGCUUGUGAAGGCGAAGACCCCAGACUGAAGAUUCUGAAGAAGGCUACACUCAAGGUGAUCGUUGGGCUGAAAGGGUGUCCCUCCAUCAGGGCGUGCCCUAACUGCGGGAUGCUUAUACAGCACGAAAGAGCGUGCAAACAUAUGGUGUGUGUAUGCGGGCAGAGGUUUUGUUUCAUUUGCCUUGGUAUUCCGAACGAACAGGGCUA